Asparagus officinalis (garden asparagus) is the source of this 1099-nucleotide messenger RNA. RefSeq lists its product as uncharacterized. NCBI's taxonomy places the organism in Eukaryota, Viridiplantae, Streptophyta, Magnoliopsida, Asparagales, Asparagaceae. The coding region runs from base 101 to 718 and encodes 205 amino acids. The record is from RefSeq and is a predicted model, not a curated record. The transcript has 5 exons. Gene Ontology annotation, molecular function: serine-type endopeptidase activity.
UCGAGUUCAUUACCAAGGGUUUUUUUAAUUUCAGAGAAGGGGGAGGAGGAAGAAGAAGGGGGACCAAAUCCUGCAAAAUUUCUAAAAAUCAAAAAUUGCAAUGGCUUCUCUGUCGACGUGGGUUCGCUACGCCGUCAACAAGUUCGAGUACUCGGUCUCUCUCGGUUGGAAGAAGUACAAUGUCGGUCAGAUCAAUGCCAAAGAAUUUAGCGAUGCAAUUUGGAAAAAUUUCUUCCAGGGGAAGCUUACAUUCUUGCAUUGGGCUAAAGGGGAGGAAAUGGCACCAAUAGUGACAGGACAGGGAACAACUCUUCUUGUUAGAAAGAUGGCUUUCCCGGUUCCAACGCAAGUCUUUAUUGGCGAUGUUGUUAUGUUGAAGGACCCUGAGAAACCUGAAGAUUUUCUUGUUCGAAGGCUGGCUGCCGUUGAAGGCUAUGAGAUGGUUUCCAAAGAAGAGAAAGAAGAACCGUUUAUUUUAGAAAAGGAUCAGUGCUGGGUGUUGGCUGAUAAUGAAUCUUUAAAGGCAAAGGAGGCCAAGGACAGCCGGCUGUUUGGCCCUGUUCCUAUGAGCAACAUUGUUGGGCGAGUUAUAUAUGCCUUGCAAUCAGCUGUCGAUCAUGGACCUGUACAGAACAGUCACAUGGCGAUGAGCCAUGAUUCAUCAGUAUUGGCGGUGGAGUUGGAUGUGGAUGAAAUGGCAAGAAGCACCAAAAUGUAGGUUUGUUCACAAACCUGAUGCUGUUCUCUAUGUGAAGGGCCAACAUGAACUACUCUUAGCGAAUGGUUAACUAUGAUUCAGGGGUUCUUCAAGUGAUUGUAUUUUCCUUCAAAAAACCGAUAACUUCUGUGCAUUUCUCUGUUUGCCGAUGAGUUUUAGUAAUGAAGCUAAGUGUUGAGGCUGCAAAUAAGCUCAAUGUCUAUUUUUCAUGGGGUGAUGUGAUGCUGACUUCUAUUUGAUUACAGAGGGGAAUUCCAAUAUUGUUUUGGCUUUCACUGUAUAAGCUUGGAUACUGAGAGCAUUGUUUGUGCUCUGUAUGAACGUGGGUAGGUUAGUAGGUCCUUUGUUCAUUUCUAGCAUAGCUCUGCGGAUGUGACAUGA